GUAACGAAUGUUUUUUGAAAAAAGAAAAGUAAUUAAAAAAUAAUUAUCUUAUCACCUUGAACAACAACGAAUAAUUCUUUGAAUCCUAACUAUGUAAGUUUUUCGAAAAUUGCACGUUCUGUAUAUAAAUAGAUGUAACAUUAAAACAAUAUUUGUUGCAAAAAAGUUCAAAAUGAGUAAUAUUUACCUUUUGCUUACAUGUUUUAUUUUCUUCGCUUCAGCUAAAAAUAAAACAAAUCGGAUAAUCGGAGGUACUUACACAAGUAUUUCAAAUUAUUCUUACCACGCCGUUCUGGAAUAUUGGGGCCAAAAUCAAUUCGAAUAUCUUUGCGGGGGAGCUUUAAUCACAUGGAAUCACGUUUUAACAGCUGGACAUUGUUGUAAAGAUUUCCAAGCCGAUAAAUUUAGAGUUCUCCUCGGGUUUGAUGACUAUUAUAAUCAAAUUCCGAACCAAAUGAGUAACGUUAAUCAGAUUUUUGUGCAUCCUUCUUAUCACAAGAUAUUAAAUGAGCCGAUUCAUGAUAUAGCAAUUUUAAAAUUAACCUCACAAAUUUCUCCAACCAAAACUGUUAAUGUAAUUCGCUUACCUGCUUUUGGAAGUUAUCCAUCGAGUCAAUAUUUUAGUACAAUAACGGGAUUUGGUAAAACCAAAUCGAGUAAUUCUCAACCAAGUCCGUAUUUAAUGAAAGCCGAUGUUAAAAUUAUUAAUAAUGAUGUUUGUUUAAACGCUGUAAAAUCGUUAGUACCUACAUCAAAUCCUUCAAUUGGGGCUAAUAAUUUCUGCACGAUGGACACCCCAACUAAAGGAUCUUGUUCUGGAGAUAGCGGGGGGCCUUUGAUGCAAUUUGGAGAAAUAAUUGGGGUGAUUUCUUGGGGUGUAUCCCCUUGCGACUUAAAUAAUAAUCCCACCGUUUAUACAAGGGUUGCGGCUUAUGUUGAUUGGAUUCAAAAUGUUGUACAAUUAUAAGUUGCUUUAUAACAAAUAAAAUAAAUAAUAAAUAAGACCC
Messenger RNA from Onthophagus taurus, 1007 nucleotides. Its product is annotated as CLIP domain-containing serine protease B4-like. NCBI's taxonomy places the organism in Eukaryota, Metazoa, Arthropoda, Insecta, Coleoptera, Scarabaeidae. Gene Ontology annotation, molecular function: serine-type endopeptidase activity. The record is from RefSeq and is a predicted model, not a curated record. Gene Ontology annotation, biological process: proteolysis.